Messenger RNA from Lodderomyces theae, 1230 nucleotides. RefSeq names its product DNA-binding transcription repressor (gene ASH1). The transcript has a single exon. Lineage: Eukaryota; Fungi; Ascomycota; Pichiomycetes; Serinales; Debaryomycetaceae. The record is from RefSeq and is a predicted model, not a curated record. Gene Ontology annotation, biological process: regulation of DNA-templated transcription. Gene Ontology annotation, molecular function: sequence-specific DNA binding; zinc ion binding. Bases 1 to 1230 code for a protein of 409 amino acids.
AUGAGCAACAACCACUUCAAUCGCUUCAGAUCACACAGUUUCGAACAAAAUCUUCCCAUCAAACGCACUCUUGAAGAGGAAAUCGAAACAUCAAACAAAAGACCAAGGACAGCACCACCAUCGCCACCAUCAAACAUCCACUCAAAGGUAGUCAUAGGAAACGUGAUACGACCAAAGUUACCACCCACAAGUCUCAGAUCCAAGUCAUUAUCUCCUAACAAACAAAUUGUCAACCUUCUUUCACCAGCAUCCUCCCCAAUAGCAUCUCCUGAAAAGCUCAAAUUGCCAGGAAUUAAUGCAUUGAGUCCAGUCCACAAUGUACCCAGCUCGACGGUUUCACUGGAAUUUUUUGACACAUGCACAGACAAAAGCUGGAGAUCAGAAUUGUUGGACAAAAUCAUGAAGGAUUCAAAGACCUACCAUCUCACAAAGUACAACUACCUCAACAACGAUUGCAAACCAAACUUUACCUCAAAAUUGAGCUCAAAGAUUUCAUUGAAACCCACAGUGACAAUCGACAAGAAAAUCGAUUUCCCAUUCGAGUCAAACUAUACGUAUUUGAACGGUGCAUUCAUGCAGGAUGUCCAGAAUUUCCCCCAAUAUUUGAAGCUCGCUAAUAAGCCAAAGUCACCUUUCUCAAAGCCCACUGAAACCCCACGCACACUCCUGACAUCAGCAUUCACUCAACCAAGAACGCCAACUCACCAAACUGAAAAGUUGCCAAGCAUUCACGCAUUGCCGCUGGUCGGACAAUCAUUUAGAUCGCAUACAUUCCAUCCAGUCUCGCAAGAGCAAGUUCGGACAUCAUCUCCUUUAGAUACCCACAAGUUUGUUUUCCAAUCACCCAAACUGACUCGCUCUGACUUGCCACAAACACCAACUAAAACGCAUCAUCCCCACAAUCACCACCACCACCACCACCAUCACCACAACCACAACCACAGCCACAACCAUCAUCACCAUCAAACUAACACUAGAGCCUGCAUUUCUUGUGGCCUGCAAGACUCGCCUUGUUGGAGACCCUCAUGGUCCAUCAAAGAGGGCCAGCUAUGCAACUCUUGUGGCUUGAGAUACAAAAAGACAUCAGCAAGAUGUUUAAAUGAUGCCUGCAGAAAAGUACCCGCCAAGGGGGAGUGGGCUUUGAUGCAAAGUAAAGGAAAAGUGUCCUUCGAAGACGGUACUGACGGGUACAGUUGUUUGGAUUGUGGGUGGAAAAUCGAGGUAAAGUAA